Messenger RNA from Tetranychus urticae (two-spotted spider mite), 956 nucleotides. RefSeq lists its product as uncharacterized. NCBI's taxonomy places the organism in Eukaryota, Metazoa, Arthropoda, Arachnida, Trombidiformes, Tetranychidae. The record is from RefSeq and is a predicted model, not a curated record.
GUAUAAAAUAUGGGUUGAUUAUCAAGUGAAAAGCUUAUUAUUGUUGGCAUUAAGUCCAGAAUACAAACAAAUCAAGAUUGCACCAGUAAUCAAUAUUAAAAAAUGAAGUCAUUUUUAAUUGUGAUAGCUCUUCUCGUCUCAACUGCUUAUGUUGGAUGUUCAUCAAACAGCGAGCUUUUGGACAAAUUGGAUGACUUGUUGGUCGAAGCUUCCCAAAAGAACAACAAAGCCGCAGUCGAUGCUGUUUCAGACGCCAUUGACACCGUUGGCUUAGCCCUUCUUCAAAUGUCAGGAAAAGAUGAAUCAACCAAAAACAUGUUACAAAGUCACAUUGAUGUUGUCCGAUCAGACUUGAACAAGCUUGAAAAGAUGGUUAACCAACAGAUUAAAACUCGUGGUUUCUUCUCAGCAGUUGGCGGUGCUUUCAAUUUUGUCACAUCCAAGGCAUCUUUGCUCACCGAAAAGGUCCAAGGCAUCUUGUCAAAGGUCGCCCAUUCUGGUUUCGGUGGUUUAAUCGCCCUUUUCCAGCCUUUCCUUGAAAACGUCAUGAACAAUCCUCAGCUUAAAAAUAUGGUUGGAGGUCUUGAGAUUGUUACCAAAGCUCUUGAACAAUUGAACAAAAUGACUGGUGGUAUGUUUGAACCAUUGAACGCUGUCACCGACAUUUUGGCUAACAUCGAAUCAACCGGUAAAUUGUUCGAAGGUAUGACUUCAGCCAACUCAUCUGAUGCCAUUGCUGAUGCCUUGAUCCACACCUUGGUCAAUGCUAAGAGUAGCCAUGCUCAUAAAAUUGAAAAGGCAUUGGACUAUGUUUGUAAUGGUGUUGAAGAACAAUCAUCAUAAACAUUUAAAAGUAUACAUUCCUUGAUUAGUCGGAUUGAUUAGCAAUUUAUGUUUUCAAGGCAGAUUCGUCUGCAUUUACCUCUUGUUGAUCAAUAAAAGAUUUGUAAAUUCAA